AAGAAUCAAGUCGAUUUUGUAGUUAUGGUAGUUAUGACCAACAGAUUAACGACGUAAUUCAGGGUCAAGAAGCCGUAACCGAAAAUAUAACCCGCUGCAAACGGCCAUAAUAUAUCGUGUGGUGAAGACGUGACGUCAUAUUAAAACUAAUUGGUAAACGUUAUUACCAAUUGGAUUACACUAAAAAUCAGUUCGAGAAGUAUUGGAAUUUGGAGAAACUUGUACCAAACUUGGACAAACACAACUUACAAAGUUUUUUUAAAGACUAUAGUUCCAGAUUGGACUAAGAUACAAUCUACAAAGCUAUGUAGGUUUUUGAUUAAUUUGAACUCGACUUUAUUAGUCCUUCGCGGGCGUGUCAAUUUAUUCUGUAUAAGCUACGACAGAGGAGAAUAUUAAAACGUUUACCAUGAAUUUUGACGAAUAACUAACAGUAAAAAUACGCGGGAAAUUAACAGAUAUGGGAGACACAAGCCGUCCAGUAUAUAACCAUGUACAAAGGUCAUCGACCCCGAAUCUUGGUGUCGGCGGCGACAAGCCGACGAGAAAAUUAUCAAUACGCGAAGCUAAACUUCUACAGAAACAAGGCACUCACCCAAUAAAACCCGCCGCCUUUAGAAGAACAUCUAUAGACAAAUCAAAAACAAUAUGUCGAGUGAAAAACAAGGAAGAUUCAUUACCCAAGAACUGGAGAAAAAUCAACGCCACGGUGAAUAUGUCGUCUGCUUUUAAAAGCGGUAAACGAGUCAGCAUGGGUAGUUUGUUGUCGUCAAGAACAAACUACGACAGCGACGACGACGACGAAUCAAAUCGUUUUGUACCGGCACCUAAUAAUGUGGAACAUACGAGAAUGAUUUAUAAAUCGGCGUGUAAAAAAUACGACAUUGUCCCCUCCUCUACUUUCUUAAAGAGUGUAGAAGCGGGAACAGCUAACCUCAGUUAUCAGGGAUUAGAAUCACUGGGGACUAGAGCCGUUGCCAUGGCGCUUGUUUCUAAUUUAACAAUAACAGAAUUAUCAUUACGUGGUAAUUAUAUUGGUGCAAAUGGUUUACAGUGUAUAGUCGAUAUGUUAAGAGAUAAUUGUGCUAUGAAAAAUUUAGAUAUUUCAGAAAAUGAUCUUACGAAAGGAGGAGCCAUUUUGAUUGCAAAAAUACUGAAAGAGAACGAAACGUUAACACAUCUAAAAAUUUCUGGGAACAAGUUUAAAGAAGGCGAUGCCCAGUGUAUAGCUGAUGCCUUAAAGACGAAUACAACAUUAAAAUCUCUGGAUAUGAGUUAUAAUGAAUUUGGCGAAAAAGGGGGCAUAAUUAUUGGCCAGGGUUUGGCUGGUAACGAUGCAUUAACAAUUGUUAAUUUACGGUGGAACCAUCUUCGCCAGGAUGGUAUUGUGGGUGUGGUUAAUGGCUUGAAGGAAAACGGUAGUAUCAGAGAGUUGGAUCUAUCGUGGAAUGGUUUAGGUGAUAUCGGUGCCAGGGCUCUAGGACAGGUAUUGAAGGAGAAUACAACACUACAAAUAUUAAAUCUAGCUUCUUGUAGAAUAGGACUGGAUGGUGUGGGCUUUCUUAUGACUGAAAUGAUUGGAAACGACACGCUGAAACACAUAAACUUGGAAAAAAAUCCCCUGACAUCACACGGUGCUUGUGCCUUUCUACAGGUUCUUAAAAACAAUCCCUCAUUUGGCAUAGAAACCCUCGAUAUCUCGGACAUUCGUAUUACGUCAGAGUUCUUGGAACUGUUGACAGAAGUGAAAGAGAACCGUCCAAAUUUCGAAGCCAAACACGGAGGCACGCUGAGAGGGAAGGAUGCGUUUAUACAUCGUACUGGAAACCCCAUCACGUUAGAAGAUCCUUUUGAUGUUCUCUUAAAUUAUGUUAAAUCGAACGGAUUAAGAUUAAUGGAUCUUUUCCAACAGUUUGAUAAAGAUAAAAGUUGUGGGAUAAGUAAAGAUGAAUUUAUUCUCGGGAUUCAGAAAGCCAACCUGCCGUUAAAUUUACUGCAUAUAGAGUCGUUAAUAGAUCGACUGGAUGAGGAUAAAAAUGGAGUGGUGGAUUUCAGUGAGUUAUUGUGUGGUAGACAGAAUCAUUUACAGAAGAAGAGACAACAGAUAUUAGGAGGAUCUAAUACAGACUUAACAGGAUCAACUUCGUCCAGGUCGACCUCACCAAAAUCUACAAAUAAAUGGGCAACUGUUAUUAAAUAUUCCAGUUUGCUUGGCGACCCAGAUUCGUUGGUAUUUAGCAAGGCCGAUUCCAGACCGGAAGACGAAAACAUCGAUAACAAUGCGGCCAUCAGUAUCCCCGUGCCUUGAAUUUAACGCGCUUCAUUUCAUUGGGCUUGCUUGAUUGGCUUGUCCAGGACAAAUAAAUAUGACGUUGAAAUACCGGGAGUAGUUUUUCAUGACGUCAGUGUUUCACCUUUCUCAUCUUGCAAUCAAAAUAUAGAGGAAAACGACGGAGCAGUGUUGCACUGUUUGAUUGUUGUCCAAUUUCCCGCGAUGUGCCGAACAGUGAAUCGAACAGGAGCCUGUGCCGAGCAAUAAUUCAUCAAAAAUAUAAUAAUGUGUGUGUGUGGGUGUGUGUUUGACUAUAUGCUACCUGAAAAAAAGUAGCUUAUAAAAAAUAUGCUGUUUUUAACCAAACAUAGGCCUUCAAUUGUUCGUUUGUCCCGUGAGAUAUUUAAUGGCCGAUUUGUGAUUGGUAGGCCUAGUGUGGGAACAUUAUUUCGUCCACGAAGUUCGAAUCCCGCUAGGAGCAACUUGGAUAUGUUUUUUGUUGUUUUUGUUUAAAUUUUUCAUAUUAA
Patella vulgata (common limpet) is the source of this 2799-nucleotide messenger RNA. RefSeq names its product leucine-rich repeat-containing protein 74B. The record is from RefSeq and is a predicted model, not a curated record. Gene Ontology annotation, molecular function: calcium ion binding; protein binding. Lineage: Eukaryota; Metazoa; Mollusca; Gastropoda; Patellidae. Bases 461 to 2308 code for a protein of 615 amino acids. The transcript is spliced from 14 exons.